AUGGGUCCAGAAUUGAGGAGAUUCGCAGCAGACGAAGGGUGCAGCUUCACCUAUAUACCACCAAGGGCGCCGAACUUCGGCGGAUUAUGGGAAGCCGCGGUGAAGUCCGCCAAACACAAUAUCGUUCGCGUAAUCGGCAACGCGCUACUCACAGCAGAGGAGCUAGCAACACUGUUGGCCGAAGUGGAGGCCAUCCUCAACUCUCGUCCCCUAGUACCCCUGAGUCAAGACGACGAAGCGUUAACACCGGCGCAUCUACUGAUAGGAUGCUCCCUGCGAGCAUUACCUCCAAAGAAGGUGCCAGUGGACCCAUUCUGGCGACAGUGGUCCAAAGUUUACCUGACGGGCCUUCAGGAACGCAACAAGUGGCUGCACCCCAAACGCAACAUGCAGCUCAACGACCUCGUUCUCGUCCACGAGGACAACGUGCCACCGCAGCAGUGGGUACUAGGCACGUCGUCGCAACGGCCGAAGGGCAAGACGGCAAGUGUACCGUACCAUGUAAGCCUAAGAAUGCUCAAGAAUGCAGGUACACAAUUUGGCAAACGUAUCACGCCACUUUACCGCUACCCACUAAAAGAGCGCCAAGCUAAUAUUACGAAUUUUAAUGACGCUACUAGCACGCCACUAACAAUAUGCGUCGCCGCCGACGUCUCACUCUGCCGGCACUUAGGAUAUUAA
Messenger RNA from Bactrocera neohumeralis, 681 nucleotides. RefSeq lists its product as uncharacterized. The coding region runs from base 1 to 681 and encodes 226 amino acids. The transcript is spliced from 3 exons. The record is from RefSeq and is a predicted model, not a curated record. Gene Ontology annotation, molecular function: nucleic acid binding. NCBI's taxonomy places the organism in Eukaryota, Metazoa, Arthropoda, Insecta, Diptera, Tephritidae.